AUGGAUCUCCCGGACAGAGCUCAAGUACUCCUUAAAUGUGACAUUUGUAAAGAAGAUUCCACACAGAGUCAUUGUGAACUUUGUCAUAUUAACCUAUAUUUCAACAACGAAAAAGAAAACUUAGAAGAACAUUAUAAGGAACUGCACUCAACUGUCAUCAAACAAGAAGAAGACUGGCAUAGAAAAAUUAACAUCAUUGUCAACAAACGGAAAUCUGAAAUUGAUGAAAUGAAAACUAAACACAUGACUGUUCUAAAUGAACAGGAAAACAAAAUAAAACAGAUCACUUCAGAUGUUAAGCAGUGCAUAAUGGAACUGAAAAAAAUACUAAACUCAAAUGAUAUUCCCAUGAUAUCCACAUACGAAUCUAGGAAUGAUGAAUUUAGAAGAUUACCUCCUAAAGUCAAUGUUUCAUUACCAAGUCUUUCUCUUCAUCAGAUCAACACAGAACAGCUCUAUCAAAUGUUUGGUUCUCUGUCAGAAUUAUCCAUUACAAAAGGUGAACAUUGCUGUACAAUUGAUGCUACUCAAGAAGCUGAAGUUUGUCCGUCUGUCAAACAACUUCUGGAUAAACAAGAACUCAUCACCACCAUAGAUACUGGGUAUAAGGAAUCGUUUAAUGUAAUCUGUCUUAAUGAUGAAGAAAUCUGGACCAGUGGGAAAGACAAAAUCAUGAAACUCUACAACCUCCAGGGCAAUCUACUGAAGUCAAUCCAAACCAAGUCUGGAAACGAUCCGUGUAACAUAGCAGUGACAAGGAGUGGGUAUCUCAUUUAUACUGACUUUAAAACAAAAUCCAUUUUCAAAGUAAGGAAUCAUCAGAUUGUGGAAGAAAUUCGAUUGCAGAACUGGAUACCUUGCUCUGUCUGUUCUUCUUUCACCGGUCACGUAAUAGUUAUCAUGGACAGUAAAGAUAAACAAUCAAAAGUUGUCCGUUAUUCUGACUUCACGGAGAAACAAACCAUUCAGCUUGAUGAUAAAAAUGAGCCUUUGUUUUUAUCAGGUACCCCCAAAUACAUCACUGUAAAUAAAAACAUGGAUAUCUGUGUGGCUGACUCUGGUGCCUACGCAGUUGUGGUUGUUAAUAAAGUUGGUAAACUCCGAUUUAGAUACACUGCUUGUAACCAAGCCUCCAAUACCAGGAAAUAUUUAUAUUCACGUGGAAUCAUCACAGACAGCCAGAAUAAUAUUCUGAUUGCAGACAGUUUCAACGACAAUAUUCAUAUCCUGAAUCAAGACGGACAGUUCCUUCAUUACAUUAAAAACUGUGAUCUAAAGUAUCCAUGGGGUUUAUGUGUGGAUGCCAGAGACAACCUCUUUGUGGCUGAGUGGCAAAAGUCCAAUAAAUGUUUGACCCAAACCCCAGCAAUGGACCCCGAUUACAGUGCCCAAGACAUUCCCGUCUUUGACCUGUGUCAAACCGCUGAAUUACAGAGUCAUUGUGAACUUUGUCAGAUUAUUCUGUGUAAGGCCUGUGUAGGAGAAAAUUUGGAAUAUCAUUAUGAUAAACUGACAACGGCUGUCACUAAACAUGGAGAAGAUUGGAACAAAGAAAUUAACAUCAUUGUUAGCAAACGAAAAUCGGAAAUUGAUGAGAUGAAAACUAAACACCUGCAUGCUCUAAACAAACAGGAAAAUGAAAUCAAACAGAUUACCACUGAUGUUAAACAGUGCAUCCUGGAUCUGAGGAAAAUACUUGACUACAAUGAUGUCUCCCAAACCUUGGCAUACCAAUCUAGGAAUGCUGAAUUCAAAAGUUUACCUCCAAAAAUCACUAUAUCAUUUCCAAGUUUCUCUCCUCAUCAGAUCAUUACAGAACAGCUCCAUAAAAUGUUUGGUUCUCUGUCAGCAUUAUCCGUUAAAACAGACAAACAUGGCUACACAAUGAAGACACCAGAAGCUGUACCCUGUCCCCAAGCCAAACCACUGCUAGAUGAACCAGAGUUCCUCACGACCAUAGACACUGAAUAUAGACAAUGCAGUGUAACCUCUUUCAGUGAUGAAGAAAUCUGGACCUGUGGAGGAGAUAAAAUCAUGAAACUCCAAAACCUCCAGGGUAAACUUCUUCAGUCAGUCCGAACCAGCUCAGGGGACUGGCCACGUGACAUAGCAGUGACAUGGAUUGGAGAUCUAGUUUUUACCGAAAUCGAUACAAGAAUUGUAAACAUAGUGAAGAAUUACCAGAUGACCAGAUUCAGGAAGUGA
Saccostrea cuccullata (small rock oyster) is the source of this 2205-nucleotide messenger RNA. RefSeq lists its product as uncharacterized. The record is from RefSeq and is a predicted model, not a curated record. NCBI's taxonomy places the organism in Eukaryota, Metazoa, Mollusca, Bivalvia, Ostreida, Ostreidae. The transcript has 4 exons. Gene Ontology annotation, molecular function: ubiquitin protein ligase activity; translation repressor activity. Bases 1 to 2205 code for a protein of 734 amino acids. Gene Ontology annotation, biological process: proteasome-mediated ubiquitin-dependent protein catabolic process; negative regulation of translation; protein polyubiquitination.